Molecule: messenger RNA, 1221 nt
Organism: Mya arenaria
Lineage: Eukaryota; Metazoa; Mollusca; Bivalvia; Myida; Myidae
Product: G-protein coupled receptor 161-like
Exons: 1
Coding region: 1-1221 (406 amino acids)
Biological process (GO): G protein-coupled receptor signaling pathway
Cellular component (GO): membrane
Molecular function (GO): G protein-coupled receptor activity
Source: RefSeq, a predicted model, not a curated record
AUGCAACUGAAUGAAAGUACGAGGAACUUGUCCAGUUCAGUAAUUGAAAAUGAGGAUAGUUUCAUUGAAAGACAGCUUGAUAUGUUUAACCUGGUUAUAAUGGCAAUCGGUUUGUUUGUCAUUUUCAUCGUGAGUUUUGCCGGAAAUAUUUCUGUGUUUGUGAUAUUUUACAGGCGGCCCGUGCUUUUGACGAUUUCUAAUAGGUUUAUAAUAAACCUAACGUUUUGCAACAUCCUGCAGACAGUUGUCGUAAUACCUUUCGUUUUUGCCUCGCUUAUUUCGCAAAAGUGGUGGUUCGGGUCAUUUUGGUGCCAAGCUUCCGGAUUUGGAAUGAACCUGAUAUUUACUGCAAGUACAUUUACAUUGGUGCUCAUUGCCAUAGAUCGCUAUAUGGCAGUUGCAAAACCAUUACAUUACUCAAUGACAAUGACAAGCAGACGGGCGUCCUUCAUGAUAGCUUCUGUUUGGAUCUCGGCCAUUUUGUGUUCACUACCACCACUUUUCGGAUGGAACUGCUAUGAAUUCCAGCUAGACAAAAUUUCAUGUAUGACAGUUUCAUUCAGUAAACAUCAUAAAGAUAGAUCUUACAGCAUUAUAAUUGUAACAUUGAGUUUUAUCCUACCUUCAUGCAUAAUCAUGUGGGCAUAUUGUGCCAUUUUUAAAGCGGCGAAACUAAACAUCGAAAAGGUGAGGCGGAACAGUACAAUAGCGUCUGGACUGAAUGAUUACCCCGAGUUAUCACUAAGAGGGGGUCGUCGCAACAGCUCAGCGCAGAUUUUGAUUCACAAAUUAAGUUGCAGCAGCAAAACCGGAUCAGGUCUUUGGAAACGCGAUGAGAGAAAAGCCGCUGUAACUAGUUUUAUGGUUUUAUUCACGUUUGUUUUAUGUUGGUUGUUGUACUUUAUCAUCAUUAUUCUUGAAUGCAUCCUAAACGACCCAGAUCAUAUUGAACCAGUCGUGAAGACUCUCUCAGUGCUACUUGCCUUGUCAAGUUGCGCAAUAAAUCCACUAGUGUAUGUGUUCCGCUGUAAACUUCAGAGAGUUGAAUUUAAAAGCAUAUUUGGCAUUAAGCAGAACAGUUUUAAUACGGAAAUGGGCAAUGGAAAUCAAAAUGGGUAUAGGAGACCAAGUUUUAACCCAAACUACAUUCGAAAGACUCCGUGCAUAUCACGAGAAGGGAGUCAAGAAUCAGAAGUGAUUGAAAUUCUUCACCUAAGUUGA